UUUGACUUGCGAGUAAAAGAACCCUAGAAGGCUGUUCGGUCUCCAUAUACGACACUGGCGCAUUGAUUCACCAUUCUCCCGCGCACACAGCUGCCGCUUGCCGUUGUUGCCGUUAGCUCCACUUCCUCUCCCGCUCACUUCUAUGGCUUCAUUCAUCUCUCUCGCCGAUGCCUCUGCGCUCCAUCUCUAAUAAAUCUCCUACCCACUUAGCUGAAGUGGAGGAUAGAAGUUCUGCCAUUUUGUUGUUCAUAACUAUUUUUAGAACACCCACAAGGCUGUUACGAUCAGUUGUUAUUUAUUGAUCAUGGAUGUAGGAACCGAUAGCUUUCGGAAUGAGAAAGUUCAACGGUUCGAGGAAUUUGUUGACCGUCGCUUGAAACCUGAUUUGGUGCAUGCAAUCGCUGAAAGAGAUAAAGUGUUUGAGCAGCAGAAAGUGUUCUCAGACCUUCGCCGGAAUAUUGAGAAUUUGGAGAAAAAUAGUAUAACUAAUCUCAGAACGUUGGUCAAUCUUGGCUCUGAAGUCUACGUACAAGGCGAUGUAUUUCAAGCUUAUAAUUUCUACUUGUACAGGCCAGAUACACGAAGCAUAUUUGUAGAUAUUGGACUUGGGUUUCAUGUGGAGUUCACAUGGUCUGAAGCUUUGAAAUUCAUUUCUCUCAAAGAAGAAAGGUUAACCAGACAGAUAGAAGAGUACACUCAAUUAAUUGCAUCAAUCAAAGCGCAGAUCAAGUUGGUUUGUGAAGGGAUUCGUGAAUUAUUACAACUUCCAGCAGAGAGGACUGUGGAAGGACGAGUCUUUUGAGUUUCUUUCCUGAUAGUUCCUGCUUUCCUGGGGAUGAAGAUGGUCCUGAAUCAGUAUAGUAUAAAAUCCUUAAUUUUGUAUGCUCUUUGUAAAACUUGUUCAUCUUUUAGAACUUUAUGGAAAUAUAUACGACCUUGCUUUUUGUCUCUGCAUUGAUUAUUUAUGGUUCUCAAAAUCUAGUUUUUCUUCUUGUGAGUCAA
This is a messenger RNA of Cucumis melo (muskmelon), 1002 nucleotides long. RefSeq lists its product as uncharacterized. The record is from RefSeq and is a predicted model, not a curated record. The transcript is spliced from 7 exons. Lineage: Eukaryota; Viridiplantae; Streptophyta; Magnoliopsida; Cucurbitales; Cucurbitaceae. Gene Ontology annotation, molecular function: transcription coregulator activity. Gene Ontology annotation, cellular component: mediator complex; chromatin. The coding region runs from base 305 to 802 and encodes 165 amino acids. Gene Ontology annotation, biological process: positive regulation of transcription by RNA polymerase II.